This is a messenger RNA of Caenorhabditis remanei, 954 nucleotides long. RefSeq lists its product as uncharacterized. The coding region runs from base 1 to 954 and encodes 317 amino acids. Gene Ontology annotation, cellular component: cytosol. Lineage: Eukaryota; Metazoa; Nematoda; Chromadorea; Rhabditida; Rhabditidae. The record is from RefSeq and is a predicted model, not a curated record. The transcript is spliced from 4 exons. Gene Ontology annotation, molecular function: aldose reductase (NADPH) activity.
AUGUCUCCUUCCACUCAAACGAUAACUCUUUCGAAUGGAGUCAAAAUGCCCGUUGUGGGUCUUGGAACUUGGCAAUCAAGUCCCGAAGAAGUGAUUGCUGCAGUAAAGGCAGCCGUGAAAUCUGGAUAUCGUCUCAUUGAUACUGCAUCUGGAUAUCAUAAUGAAGAAGCAAUUGGAACUGCAAUUAAGCAAUUGAUUGAGGAAGGAGUUGUUAGGAGAGAUGAUCUGUUCAUUACCACUAAAGCCUGGACCAACCAAAUCGCCCCUGGAAAACUCGAAUCAGCAUUGAAGGAAUCUCUUCAAAAACUUCAACUCGAGUAUGUGAACCUUUAUCUUGCUCAUAUGCCAGCUGCUACCAACGAUGAUAUGAGUCAGCAAAUCGCUUCUCCAGUUGAAGAUAUCUGGCGCCAAUUUAACGCGGUUUACAAGGCGGGGCUCACGAAAGCAGUUGGAGUUUCCAACUGGAAUAAUGAACAAAUCGGUCGGGCUCUUGCUCUCGGACUGACUCCAGUUCAUAACUCACAAGUGGAGCUUCACUUGUAUUUCUCACAACAUGAUCAUGUGGAUUUCUGCAAAUCUCAUAACGUAUCGGUCACUUCUUAUGCUACUCUUGGAAGUCCAGGACGUGUUAACUUCAAACUUCCAAAUGGAGCGAAGCUCAACUGGGCUCCAGCUCCUUCUGAACUUCAAGACGCAAACGUCCUCUCAAUUGCCAAGAAAAACAACAAAACACCUGCUCAAGUUCUUCUUCGUUAUGUCGUUGACCGUGGAAUCGCAAUUAUUCCGAAAUCAGUGAACGAAAGUCGCAUUAAAGAAAACUUUGAUAUUUUCGACUUUUCUGUUUCUCCGGAAGAAAUCAAAAAACUCGAAGAAAGCAAGAUUUCACAGAGACUUUUCGCUCAAGAUUUCAUGAUCGGUCAUCCAGAAGAUCCAUUCGUGAACGAGCGUCAGUAG